CCGGAAGUUUUUUCCUCGUACUGCGAUCACGGAGUAAACCUGCCUGUGAGCUGAUGUUGAAACUGCAGUGUAAAUCCAGCGCCAAUGGCUGAAUUUGUUGUGGAUAAACAAGAAGGACCGACACUGGAAGCCUCAGGUCUCAGGCUUCCUCUGUCCUCAGUGCGUCUGCUGGUUCCUCCUCUGCGCCUGAUGUCUGCGUUUAUGUGGCAGGUGGUGCAGGAGAAAAACCUGGUGCAUUAUGGGAAACUGGAGGAGUUUGUGUGUAUGGUUACGGAGAGCGUGCCACACCUUCUGACUUACAGACAAAGAGUUCAGCUCAUCCUGGGACUGAGGGCACGGAUGAUCUUGGAGAUGCUCCACAAGCCGGAGGAUGUGAAACUCGUCCAGAUGCACUUGGACAGAAUGAGGCUUCCUGAUAUUCCGACCGGAUGUUCUGUCGAUGUAGACUCGGAUUUUGAGCUCUCUGUGUGUAACUUUAAGGCGCUCGUCCUCGCGCUGUUGAAGGAUCCUGCAGAAAAAGUCUAUUUCUUUCAGGAGGUGUUUCCUGUGGAAUAUGGUCCACGCUAUGACUCCGCGCUGAAGGAACUGAUGUGGGAGCUGCUUUCCCGUCUCGAGAGGCUCUUUCCCGUUCCAGACUUUAAAGAGACUAUAUCUUGGCUCACUCCUGCCCCUGCUGGUAUGGAUGAAUGCAUGCAGUCUGAGCCCAAACACCUGAAAGCUCUGUUUGAGCAGCACAAAGUCGUCAGCAGCAUGGACCAUCAAAACUGGGCUAAAGGUUCCUCGUUAGAUGCUCUGAAUGCUACCUCAGGAGACUGUAUAAUCUCUUCGCUUUCUGUCCCUCCGUCGACACACAUGGCUGUCACUACUGAAUCCAUGGUUUACCACAUCCAGCCGACCACUGUGACCAUCCUGAGCCAGACCGCCCUGGGCCAGUUGGGCUCCGAAGCCAUCAUUGUGACUGAUUACUCAGAGGUUGAGUUGGACAGCACUGAAGUGGCCGAGGAACCGGUGGACAGGUGCGUAGAGGUGCACGCCGGAAGCACCUCGGUGGUGGAGGUUCUCCGCAACCAAGCUGCUGUUGAAGAAGAGGAGAUCAUUACUGUGAGCCGACACGUCAAAUUUCCCAAAGAUCCAGAGAGCAACCGCAGCAGUGAGGAGGACGAGAGAAGUCUUUGUGAGAAAUCUACUCAAUGCGAAAUCAUCAGUGACGUGAACGAUCUCAGGAGCACGGGGAAUGAUCACUCAAAUGAUUCUGACGGGGAAAGACACAAUAAAGAGCUCAGGGAAAGAACCAAAGAUGCACCGCAGCCUCCUGUAUGUCAGGAGGACGUCGGAGAACCUGAUCCUGCUCAGGAUAAGAGCAUGGGCUUAACCUGCAAGGACCAGGCAGUGCCGGAGCGAAGGGGGCGUGGAAGACCGAGGAAGAACACCCUGGUACCAAAGCUGGUUCAGAACGGGAGACGAGGGAGACGACCCAAAACGGGAAAAAACACAGAGAAAAAGAAAAAUGAAGACAUUGGAGAAAAAAAUGAUGGAAAGUCCGAGACGUUCAAGACUGAACACGAGGGUACGGAAAACACGGUCCUGUCUUGUGACCCGAACACGGCGAGACCCAUAAAUACUGAAACGUCCGAAAAUCCCCGUGCCCGGUACGUUUGCAACACGUGUGGCCGCAAGUUCACUCGCACGUCGGAUGUCCGGCGGCAUCAGCUGACCCACACGGGCGAGCGGCCGUUCCGUUGCGCUCACUGCGAGAAGACGUUCCAGCACGCGUGGGAUCUGACUAAGCACUGCCGUAAGUUUCAUGGUGAAGCAACGUUCUCUUGCUGCCUCUGUCCGAAUCAGUUCGUCAAUUUCCGCUCCCUGACUGCACACCAUAAGAAGAGCCACGGCGGCGAGCUGCCUCAUUACUGCUCCAUCUGCGGGCAGGCCAGUGUCAGUGAGGCUGCUCUCGUGCAGCACCGGAAAACGCACAGCGCUACUCAGCAGUAUGUUUGCGAGCAAUGCGGCGAAGGCUUUGACACUUUACUGCAGCGCUCGGUCCACAGACAGAGCCACCGCAUGCACCGCAAGUUUAAAUGUCCGCAGUGUGACAAGACGUACUCGCGACAGGCGGACGUGAAGCGCCACCUGCUGAGCCACACGGGUGAGCGGCCGCAUCCAUGCAACCUGUGUGGAAAAAGCUUCGCGCUCCGGGCCGGCCUCCAGAAACACCAGCUCACUCACACAGGUGAGAGGCCGUUCCCUUGCCCUCACUGCCCCAAGGCAUUCAACCUGCUCUCCAUCAUGCGUCGACACGAGCGCAUGCACACGGGAGAGCGCCCGUUCCUGUGUUCGCAAUGCGGCAAGCGCUUCCUGUCGCUCGGAGAACUCCUCAAGCACGACAAGUCGCACACGGAUGCCCGGCCGCACGUGUGCACUCAGUGCCAGAAGAGAUUCAAGUCGAAGCGGGCUCUGCACGAGCACGUUCUCAGCCACAGCGGCAUGCGCCCGUAUCCCUGCAAAUACUGCGACAAGACGUUCUCUAAGCCUUUCGCUUUGAACCGCCACCAUUUGAUGCACACGGGCGAGAGACCCUUCGCGUGCUUGCACUGCGAGAAGACCUUCCUGACGUCGGCCGAGUUGGCCUUGCACAAGCGCGUGCACACCGGAGAGCGGCCCUACGUCUGCCCAGAGUGCCCCUGGAAGUUUCGGAGUUCCUCUGAGUUGGCGCGUCACCGGCGCACUCACGGCCAGCAGAGGGCGUACUCCUGCAGCUACUGUCCCAAAAUCUACACUGGCAUAUCGAAAUUGAAAAACCACAUGCGAAUGCACACUGGGGAGGACAACACAAAGUGCCCUGAGGACAUUAGCCAUACAGUAGAAGUCCAAGAGUUUACUCUGACAGAGGGCGACGCUACUGAGAGCCUCUCAUGAUCACAUGACUCUGCAAAUGCGAUUAUAUUCUCAGUUAACAUUACAAAGACUAAGAUUUUGUUUUUGCAAUGAUGUAUAAUGGAUUCACUCUAUAAUGACUAUUAAACUGUUACACACAC
This is a messenger RNA of Silurus meridionalis, 3035 nucleotides long. Its product is annotated as zinc finger protein 497. NCBI's taxonomy places the organism in Eukaryota, Metazoa, Chordata, Actinopteri, Siluriformes, Siluridae. The record is from RefSeq and is a predicted model, not a curated record. The coding region runs from base 85 to 2916 and encodes 943 amino acids. The transcript has 9 exons.